AUGAAGAGAAUAUUUUCAGAUAAACUCCAGUCCUCGCCGACGCUAUCCUCUGCUGCGACUUUCCUAGCGCCUCCUAGAAACCUGUUUUCGGACAGUUCGAGUACGGUUGGGAGUGACAAGGCGUCCGGCAAGACGGACUCGAGAUCGAGGUCAUCGUCAUUUGGCCGUAUAUUCAGCAAUUCAAGCGAUAGUGGCAAGAACGGGUCGGGCCUGUCUUCCAAGCAACAGCCUUCUUUGCCCAAGGAACAGACCAUGAACACACUUUCUCCGGAGUUGAUACCGAUCGUGACGCUACUCUCGGCACAGAGCCACAGAAGAUACCACGAAGGUGUGUUUCUGAUCCUCAAGGAUUUGAACAGUGAUGGUUCCCCAGCACAGAGAGUGUGGAAAGAAGUAUACGGUGUGCUUAUCGGAACACAGUUGGCCCUGUGGGAUGCUAGAGAACUAUCGAACAAUGAAAACGAUGUGUCAAAACUGAUGGAUGCGACGCUGAAGCCAACUUAUAUUAAUUUUACCGAUGCACAACUUAGAAUGCUCGAUCCUAGCGAUACCACUCUCCAAGUGGAAAAAUCGUCCAGGAAAAACAUUGAAAACACAAUAGUCGUAUCAACCACGUUGAAGAACAGAUUCUUCUUGCAAUUCUCGGAUAAGGACUCGUUUCACACUUGGGUUUCUGCCUUCAGACUCUCUGCUUUCGAGUUCACACUUUUGCAAGAGGCCUACACCGGUGCAUUCUUGUCGACCAGAGGUGCCAAGUUGAGUGAUAUCAAAGUCAUCUUGGCUGACACCAAAUUCGACUACGAAGAUUGGGUUAGUGUGAGAUUCGGUGCAGGAAUGCCUUGGAAACGUUGCUACGCUGUGAUUUCUCAGCCAACGAAGAGAAGCAAAAGUGGUAAGAAGAAAUAUCUAGGACAGAUAAACUUUUACGAAAAUGAUAAAAAGACUAAAAAGACUAAAGCUAUGGCCACGGUCACUGAUGCAUACGCAGUCUAUGCCAUAUAUCCACAAUCACCUGUACUAAUCGAUACGUCUACCAUGAUCAAGUUAGAAGGUGUCAUUACUUUCAGCAAAAACGAUACUCCAAAGGAUACCGAUAUAUUCGUUAUGCCUGAGAAGCAUUAUGCUGUCCCAGGGUAUGAUACCAUCAUCAGAUUUUUGAUUCCAACAAUGAACGCAUUUAAUUUGUAUGGUAGACCCAAGAGAUUGAUAGCAAACAAAGAUGACCCAGAAUCUUUACUUUUCGCAUUACCUACACUACCUCAUAUUCAUUACUUACAAGUUGAUGAUGUGUUACCGCUGACAAAGCAGGCAAGCAGCAAUCAAUGGAAACUGCAAGAUUGGAGGAGAAAUUUAAAGGAAUUGUUAAGUAAGAAACAAUCAUCGGGUUACACUGGAUGCGGUUCUACUGCUGGUUUGGCAGGUGCAUUACAAUCACCGGCAAUUGGAUCUGCCGAAUUGUUUGACCGCUCACCGAAUUCACCAGUUUUCAUGCCCGUACCCCUGCUCUCAACAACUCCAACAGAAAGCAGAUUUGAACCCCAAGUCACUUCUCCACUAAGACUAAAUAGCACCACCCCAAGUCCUACGGACUCUGUUCCUGUUAAUGCGAAUGGCAAAUCGGCUCUGACUAACAACAAUGCUAGUGGGGAGACUUCAAAUGGCCAACAAAUUCCAUUAAAUGAUUAUGCAGUACCAAGCAUCAAGAAUGAUGCUGUUUCUCCGAUGGAUUCGUCUCCAUUAGCCUCGCUCAAUAAUACUAGGUCUUUUUCUACUCCCUUGGAACAAAAUCCUGUGUUUUCCAAUAGCGAACCAAGGACCUUUACGGAGAACCGCAAUAAGACAAGAGUAGUAUCUUCAAAUGAGAUGGACAAUCCAAACUACACAAGCUUCGCUCAACCAAAGCCUUUCACAACAACAUCGUCAUUGUCAAAGACACCAAAUAAUGCGCCUGGGGCUGAUUCCCAAAAACCUGGUAAUGGCCUUUCAAAUGGUAACGCUAGACUGUCAGAUCUGAGUCAAAUUUAUGACAAUUACAGAUCUCAAAAACCGGGAAGCUUCACUUCUCCAUCCCAAAACUCGAACGAACCGGAUGCUUCCUUUGAUUCCCAUAACUCUAUUGUGGUAAAAGAUGCAUCGAGCGCUUAUAACGAAUAUACAGGCUCUCCUAAGGUUAAGAAAUUCGAUAUAUCGAAUGUUGGCGCAGCCAGCAGUGAUGACGUAUUAGAAGACUUUUAUCAACUGAGUAAGCAAAUUUCUGCCUUGAGCAUCAAUUCAGAAGCGAACAAGGUCAAGGAGGAAGCUAAGAAGGAGGAAGAUUUCGACUUCUCUGGAAAAGAGACUUCCUAUGCGGUGGCAUCAGAUAACGUCUUUGAUCCAGAUUAUAUGGAAGAAAACGAUAUGCUUGAUAUGGAGUCCAGAUACACUAAAGAUGACUUUAAAAACAACGCAUCUACUGAUAGCUUAAACCACGAUAGAUUUUAUGAAGCCCAUGACAGUGUUCAAAAUUCUAGUCAGAUGCCGUACAAUGACAUGGCUUCUCCCCCUUCAACCGCCAACUCUUACAAUUCUAAUGUUAACGAGAGGCCAGAAAAUAACAUUGAAAAGAAACAGGCAGCCAUUCCAAGAUCCAAGCCUGUGCCAUUACAUUCUCAAUUGAUGGGUCAAUCAGGUUCAGGUUCAGGUUCAGGUGCAAAUGCAAAUGCAAAUGCAAAUGUAAAUGUAAACCCUGUAUAUGGUGGUUCUCCAGCCGCAAGAGGUGCCCCUCAAACAAACAGAAGAGGCCCACAACCAUAUCCUUCUGCACAAGCCGUUCAUUCGCGCCCACACAAUGCAAUGCCUAAAAGUACAUCUCCUCAGAGAGCUCCUGUCCCAUCAGAAAAUGGAGCCAUGGGUAUGCAAUACCCAAGGGGACCGAACCCACAACAACAGAUGCCGGCUCCGCAAGGUUUCCAAAAGCGCGCACCAUAUUCUUAUGGGGCUCAGAAAACACCGGGCAGUCAACAGCGUAUCGCUCCACAAAUGAUGGGCGCACCAAUGGGCGCACCAAUGGGACCACAGCCUGGAAUGACCCAACAUAGACCUCAAGGUGCAGCAGGGAAACCAAUGCCAAUGCAGAACAGGUAUGGUAACUCGAGGCCGGCUCCUCAACAACAGCCAUUGCCACAUCAACAACAAUACGUAUACUCUCAACCACAGGUCGAGUCUUACCAACAAUAUCCUCCAAAUCAACCAUAUCCACAGAAAUAUCCUGUUCCAAAUGAUAAACCAAGGCAGGCCCUGAACCAACAGUAUAACAAACCAAAACCUUCAUCGAGAGGUGGAUUUUCACAAUUCAUGCCUCCACAACAAUCCAAUGCUAAUCCAUAUGCACACUAA
This is a messenger RNA of Kluyveromyces marxianus DMKU3-1042, 3375 nucleotides long. RefSeq names its product Skg3p (gene SKG3). Lineage: Eukaryota; Fungi; Ascomycota; Saccharomycetes; Saccharomycetales; Saccharomycetaceae. The record is from RefSeq and is a predicted model, not a curated record. The coding region runs from base 1 to 3375 and encodes 1124 amino acids. The transcript has a single exon.